GAGAGAGAGACAGAGAGAGAGAGAGCUAUUAUUCCUCACCUCGGACGAUGAACAGGGUAGUUGUAGCGAAAGGAGCCUGAGGAAGUAUUUUACAUUUGUGUGUGACACUGCUGGAAAGCUGUGGGAUGCAGGGAAUCGUCGUGAACAUGUGGAUUUUACGCCAUCUGCUGGUGCUUUUAAUGCACCUGGUCGUCGCGAGCCUUGCACAGCGAUUCUCCAAUGGCUAUUAUUAUCAGGACAUAGUUAAUGGAAAUGGCAAUGGAAAUGGCAAUGGGGAGAUGUACUUCCACAAGAUCCGUCUUCACGUCGAGUCUCCUGAAACGCUAGUGUCCGGCGUCCAGGGUAACGCCACGCUGCCCUGUCACUACCACUACGAGCCGGCGCUCAGCGCGCCCCGCCGGACGCGGGUCAAGUGGCUCUGGCAGCCGGUGAGCGGCGACGGGCAGGAGCGUGACGUCAUGGUGGCCAUCGGCACACGUCACCGGAGCUACGGAGACUUCAAAGGACGAGUGCGGCUCCGCCGAAGCGCCCCGGGCGAUGCGUCUCUCGUCAUCAACCCGCUGCAGUCCGACGACACCGGCCGUUACCGGUGUGAAAUUAUCGAUGGCCUCGAGGACGACAGCGUGACAGUGCAACUAAAGUUUCGAGGUGUGGUGUUCCCCUAUCACUCCUCCAAGGGGCGCUAUCUGAUGAACUUUCAUGAAGCUAAGGAGGCGUGUGAGAAACAGGAUGCCCACCUGGCCACCUUUGAACAGCUCUACGCUGCUUGGGAGGAAGGGCUGGACUGGUGUAAUGCCGGGUGGCUCAUGGAUGGGACGGCACAAUAUCCCGUAGUAGUCCCACGAGAUGUUUGUGGUGGUACGGAACUAGCACCUGGUGUACGGAGCUAUGGCAUUCGGGACAAAAGUCUGGAUCGGUUUGAUGCCUUCUGCUUCACUUCGUCCAUUAGAGGAGAAGUCUACUUCCUGCAACAUCACGUCAAGCUAAAUUUCACAGAGGCGGCGGAGGCCUGUCAGAGCGAUGGAGGUUAUAUUGCAAAAGUCGGCCAGUUAUACGCAGCCUGGAGGUUUGUGGGAUUGGACCAGUGUGAUGCCGGCUGGUUGGCUGACGGGAGCGUACGUUACCCAAUCAUCCAACCCAGGGUGAACUGUGGUACAUCAGAACCAGGGGUGCGCAGCUUUGGCUUCCUACCGAAGCAUUUAAAACACGGCGUGUAUUGCUACAAAAUCCGCUGGUAAAAUAUACAACUCUUUUUAAAUGUAUAAACACUUUUGUGAAAACCGCAGUGAACAGUACUUCUUUUUCUACACUACUGAUUUCCAAAUCAUAAUAAUGUGUUUGCAUUGUGUCUUGAUUUUAUUUGAAAUGUCCUGGUAUGCAUUCAUGUAAUGUAAUCUUUAGUUUUAUGCGGCGUUAGCCUAUGUCUUUACACACAAUUUUAAGCAGGCACGGAACAACCCUAACUCAGCGGUGUAAAGAUGCCUAAAAUAUUAUGUUGGAAAAUUUCAUUUCAAGCGCUAACUUGGAUAUUUACGCUUUUAAAAUGUGAAAUGAAGGUUAAAACUAACUUUAUGUGGUCCUCACUUUUUAUACAGCAUGUACAGUUCGGCCGGGCUAUGUUUUUAGAGCUAAAUCCUGAAAUUGGUGGUAGGUGAUUCUUUAAACACUUUUAUGGUCUGAUUGCUUGUAUUAUGUAGCAUUUUAAUGCAAAUAAUCAGUCGGUGCCAUCUGCUAGUAUUUGUAUGCAUGACGACUUACAUUAUCCGAGACGUCGUCAUCCAAAAAGCGAAAUUUCAUGUCAAUAAAUAUUUUUCCUAAAUAAACUA
This is a messenger RNA of Puntigrus tetrazona (Sumatra barb), 1826 nucleotides long. RefSeq names its product hyaluronan and proteoglycan link protein 3-like. Gene Ontology annotation, molecular function: hyaluronic acid binding. Lineage: Eukaryota; Metazoa; Chordata; Actinopteri; Cypriniformes; Cyprinidae. The record is from RefSeq and is a predicted model, not a curated record. Gene Ontology annotation, biological process: cell adhesion.